AUGUUUUACGCAGCUACUACUACUGCAUCCAUUGUUUCAUCUCAAGAUAUCGAAUAUCGUAAGCUUUUCAAUUCUAAAGUUUAUUUACAACAUCUUAUGAAGGUAAUGAAACAAGGUUUGGUGUCUCAAGGAAAACCAAAAGAUCAUAUUUUUCUCAAAAGAAAGCUUCUUGUUGGUCCAGGUUCUAGUCCUCCAACAUGCAUAGCCAAAUGCGAUGAAUGUACCCCUUGUACACCCAUCCUUGUGAAUGUUCCACCAAAGAAACAAGAGGAUCUUGGACCCUACUAUCCACAAGAAUGGAAAUGCACGUGUGACAACAAGCUCUAUGAUCCAUGA
Messenger RNA from Vicia villosa (hairy vetch), 336 nucleotides. Its product is annotated as EPIDERMAL PATTERNING FACTOR-like protein 6. The record is from RefSeq and is a predicted model, not a curated record. Lineage: Eukaryota; Viridiplantae; Streptophyta; Magnoliopsida; Fabales; Fabaceae. The coding region runs from base 1 to 336 and encodes 111 amino acids. The transcript has a single exon. Gene Ontology annotation, biological process: stomatal complex development; guard cell differentiation.